UUUCUCAAAAUUAAUCUGGUUAAGUCUUUGCAACCAGUAUCUGAGAACAAAUUACUGAAAUAUGCGGAAUGUGAGUACAGAGUACAGCACAACGGCCAGGCGGAUUAGAGGGGCUCAGGGGACGCCCAGGUCAUCCUAGCUGUGGAAACUCUGGCAGCAUCGGGGCCUUUGUGGGUUACCUGCGCUGAGCUGCAUUUGGCCAUUUGGGCGGUGUCUGCUGGGGCCGGGAAUGUGUGUUGGUUAAGCUUAUCCAGGGAGGAGCUUGUAAGCCAGGCAAGAGGGAAAGCCACACGGGGUGCGGAACAGAGUGGCACCACUUAUCUUCCAGAUAAUGGCUCUUACACUUGACCCCGGGACAGCCAGAGAGCGAUGAGUCAGAACAGAGAUGUAAUUGAGAGCCCGCAGCCUGGAAUGAGGCGAGUUCUGCCCUGGGAUUGCUCACCCUUCUCCUAGAAAGAGGAGGAGCCAGGUCCACCCAAGAGGGAGUCUGCACCUGGAAUUCAGCACCCGGGAGGUCACCCCGAAGGCCCUGUGGAAGAGCCUGUGUCCUGUGAGCAGCAUUACUGGGUCAAGAUGACCGCUCCCACCACUUUGCAGGAUUCCACCUUCUUCUCUCUGAAUGUGACGAGGGAGGAAGACUUCCUCUAUAAGAGUGCUGGAGCCAUCAUCGCCGCCAUUGUUGUGGUCAUCAUCAUCAUCUUCACCGUGGUUCUGAUCCUGCUGAAGGUGUACAACAGGAAAAUGCGGAUGCGGCGGGAGCUGGAGCCCAAGGGCCCCAAGCCAGUUGCUCCUCCUGCUGCCGUGGACCCAAACAGCAACGGCAGCCAACAGCCUGCAGCUGUGACCUUCAACCCUGCUGACCUCCACUCGGAGACUCGGUGACCCCUGUCCCGCCGCCAUCUGUGCCCCUGUCCAAAGAGCUUUCUCCAGAGUGCAGACCGGAAGCACACUUCUCUGGCAGCUUCACUAUGAGUUCCUUCCGGUCAGGCCGACAGAGCAUCUUUCACACAAUCCCUGCUGCUUCCUUAACCUUACCCCGCCCUGGCUCACCCUGGCUGUGUCCUCGUCUCCGCUGUCACCCUGUCAGAAAGCUGUGGGACGUUAUUUUACCAUCAGAUGAGAAAGAGCUCUGCUGGGAAUCCACUCAAGUCGGUCGGGCUGUCUCCUCACAAAGGCUGGAGCUAGACAGACAGACCCGCUUGCAGACAGAUGGACAGACAUAUAGCCCUGACUCUUUUGGUCGGGAGUCGGGGGUCAGGGGAUGCUGCUAAGAGUGUUGCCCAGGCUCUGCCACUGGGCUCGUCUUAGACUCAGUGCCAGAUCCACAGCUUUGCAGAGUAAACUACUCCACCCUCCACCCCGUCAUCAUCGGGGGCAGGGGAGCUAACUUGGACUAACCAGAAAGCCAGCUUGUUAAUUUGUAACCUCUUCCACUCCGGGAUAACCAGUGAUUGCUCAACACAGUUCCCUUCCUUUAGGAAAAGUUACAAGAAAAGUGGACCCAAGAGAUUUCUGCUAGUAAAGAAUCAGUAGAAGGCACAGGGUGACCUAGAGCUUGUUGCAUUGUCCGAGGCCUUGACCAAUCCUGGUAGCUGGGCAGGCCCUUACGGUCUUGCUAACCCUUUACCUUCCAGGACCCAUAUUUGGAGAUGAUUACAUUGCAGCUCUUAGGCUGAGGAUAUAACUCAGUGGCACAAGCGCCUGCCUAGCAAGCGCAAGGUCCUGAGUUCGAUUCCCGGUACUAGCAGAAAAAAAAUACUGUACAUUGCAGCUCUUUACCUCUGCUCUUUCUGGGCACCAAGAAGAGACUCUAGACAAUAUCUGCAGCAGCACAUUCCCAGACCAUUUCUCUGUAGAGAGCUAGGCUGGAGAACAAUCUCCAGAUAAGGGGAAACAUUUUGUAAUUAAGAAGACUUGCCCUCAAGCCCUGCUCUCUGGUGUGUGGCCUUGGCAAAGUGACUCAACCUUUCCAUGUUUGGUUUCCUAAUAACCACGAAGUGGAAAGGGCAGUACUGGCCUCCCUGGGUUGUUCUGAGUCAAGGGCUGCACAAGCAGCUUGAAUGCAGUGCCUGGUGCCCAGGAGAUGCUUAGUAAAUAACAGGCAUUAUGCAGAGACCCUGGGUUCAAUCCCCACUACUAAGAAAAAAAUUAAAUGAAACAAAACUCCCUUGAAUAGCUUUGGAGAAAUACUAGGAAAUUCGCCCUUCCUCCUCCUCUUCCAUCUUUUCUUCCUUCUACGCUUAAAUUUCCUCCAAGUACCAUGCACUCUGAAAGGUAUUUUUGCAUCAGUUAUCUUAUAGGAUUUAAUUUUUCCAAUAGCCCUGGGAGGUGUUAUUUCCCACUCACAGAGGAGAAUUUU
Chinchilla lanigera (long-tailed chinchilla) is the source of this 2359-nucleotide messenger RNA. RefSeq names its product noncompact myelin associated protein (gene Ncmap). Bases 574 to 882 code for a protein of 102 amino acids. Gene Ontology annotation, biological process: regulation of myelination; peripheral nervous system myelin formation. The transcript has 5 exons. The record is from RefSeq and is a predicted model, not a curated record. Gene Ontology annotation, molecular function: structural constituent of myelin sheath. Lineage: Eukaryota; Metazoa; Chordata; Mammalia; Rodentia; Chinchillidae. Gene Ontology annotation, cellular component: Schmidt-Lanterman incisure; paranode region of axon; plasma membrane.